AUGAGCAGCGGAGCAGGGGAGCAGGGGAGCAACGGAGCAGGGGAGCAGCGGAGCAGCGGAGCAGGGGAGCAGCGGAGCAGCGGAGCCGCACGUACGGCGUUCUUUCUUCAUCCUCGGAAAUCUUUUUAUCCUGGUAAUUUUCGAAUGUCGAGUAAUAAGGAACCAGAUGUAAUGGAGACUGUUGAUGUUGAUUUAGAUUAUGAAGAUAAUAUUGAGCUAGAUGAUGGGUUAUUAGAUAAGGACGAUGGAGUGUCGCCCGUAGGUAAAAAACGAAAGCGAAAGAAUGCUUCUGAUGUGCAUCCACAUUUUGUUGAGGUUGAAGGUAAAAAAACAGGGUUCAUCAACUUUGAGCCAGUUGCUAAAGAUGGUGAAAAUAGUUUAUUCAGGACUGAGACAAAAAGGGCUUAUGAUCAAAUGAAGUGUCGUGAAAUGAUUGCAAAGUUGAUAAUAAUGCAUGAACUGCCCUUUUCAUUUGUCGAGUAUCAUUGGUUUAAUCAGUUAUUAAAGUAUAACAAUCCUUUAUUUCAAAGAGUUAGUAGGGCAACAAUCAGAAGAGAUUGUAUAAAGGUGGUGGAAGGAGAAAGAGAAAGGAUAAAAAAGAUGUUGAGAAAGGUGAAUAUGAUAUCACUUACAAGCGAUUGUUGGACAUCAAACCAGACAAUUGGUUACAUGUGUCUAACAGCCCACUUUGUUGAUUGUGAUUGGAAGUUGAAUAAGUGCAUUAUUGGUUUCAAUGAACUUGCACCACCCCAUAGUGGUGAGGUUAUAUCAGAUGCUAUCUUAGAAUGUCUUAUAAAGUGGGGUAUUCAAGACAAGAUAGGUACCAUUACUUUAGACAAUGCAAGUAACAACGAUAGGGCAGCCACUAUUCUGAUGCAUAACUUCCAAGUGAAAAAUAAAUUACAUUUUCAGGGGUUGUUUUUUCAUAUUAGAUGUUGUGCUCACAUUCUAAACUUGGUAGUACAAGAUGGUUUGGGUACUAUAGAAUCGUGUACUUCAAAAGUUAGAGAAGGUGUGAAGUACUUGAAAAAGUCUACAGGACGUUUAAAGAAGUUUGGUGAAAUAGCUGUGUCCAUUGGUAUCGACAUUCGGCGUUCGCUUUGUAUCGAUGUGAAAACUAGGUGGAACUCAACUCAUCGGAUGCUUGAUUCGGCUAUUUACUACAAACGAGCUUUUGAAGGUUAUGCAGCGAGAGAUUCUAACUAUGUAUGGUGCCCCACAAAUGAUGAAUGGACUCGUGCUGAAAAGGUUUGCAAGCUGUUAGCAGUUUUUCUAAAAGCUACUGAAAUGUUUUCAGGUUCAACAUAUCCAACUACUAACUUGUUUCUCACGGAAAUAUAUAAGGUGAAAAGAGAGAUAAGUAAUGCUUUCUUGUCAUGUGAUUCUUUCUUGAAGGAAAUGAGUAUACCUAUGUAUGAGAAGUUUGAUAAGUAUUGGGGUGAAAUCGGGGUCCUAAUGUGCAUUGCUUCUAUUUUAGAUCCCCGUUAUAAGAAGUUGUCGGUUGAAUGGACUUUUGAUAGGUUGUACGUAGGAGAUGAAUGUUUAAAGCGGGUUGAAGAUGUAGAAACCAAGUUAGAAUCUCUUUUUAAAAAGUAUCAUAAUACAUUCAUGGCAUCUAAGGCUUCCAUGAGUCACUCAAAUAUUUCAACAUCUUCUAACGAACCGACUCAAGAUGUAGAUGAUUUUCAUGCUUUCCUCAAACGUAGACCUGUUGAAACUGGAAAAAAAACUGAACUUGAGGUGUAUCUGGACGAGCCAAAUGAUGAAUGUGUGGAUGAUUCAAAAUAUGAUGUGUUGAAAUGGUGGAGCCAACAUUGUAGCAAAUUUCCUGUAUUAAGCAGGAUGGCUAAAGAUAUGUUUAGCAUUCUGAUCACAACUGUUGCAUCGGAAUCAGCUUUCAGUGCUGGUGGACGCAUAUUGGACGACUAUCGGAGCUCUCUUUCAAAGGACAUGGUGGAACUUCUUGUUUGUGGAAGUGAUUGGUUAAAGUCCGGCUCAAAAGCAACCAUUAAAACAUUAAAGCAAUGUGCGGACGAAGAAGAAAAUUUGGAGAUUGAAGUGUUGAUUCCAGAUGGAUGUGGUACAAGCACUUGA
Molecule: messenger RNA, 2094 nt
Organism: Helianthus annuus (common sunflower)
Lineage: Eukaryota; Viridiplantae; Streptophyta; Magnoliopsida; Asterales; Asteraceae
Product: zinc finger BED domain-containing protein RICESLEEPER 2-like
Exons: 5
Coding region: 1-2094 (697 amino acids)
Molecular function (GO): DNA binding; protein dimerization activity
Source: RefSeq, a predicted model, not a curated record